CUUUGGCGUGUGGAUGUAUUUCCUGGGAUUUGUCUGUUUUUUUUUAUCGCUUGCCAGUUGGACGAAGAUGUCAAUUUCUUGUAUAAAAGAAUUUAUAUCACUUUUAUAAUUUUACAACGUUCUUUAAAUAUAGUAAUAAUUAUGAGCAGAAUCGAAAAUUAAUGUCACGGUAUUGUAUUGAACGCGCUACAUAGAAAAAACUGUUUUGAAGUCCUGCUUUGGCUGAAACGACCUACUAGGCUACCAUCCUAGCUAGAGACCUUCAUUGCUCUUAUACAGACAUUUCGAGAGAUAAGGAUAAAACGUGGAAAGUUUACUCUGAACCAAGGGGAGCAGAGUGACAGGUGUGACAGUAUUUCAGUAUUUUUCACAGGGGAACCUUGAGGAAUGUUGUGUGAUCAAUGUCACAUGCUUAACUCUGGAGCCACGCAGCGGGAGGAGAGAGCUGUCAACAGGGCAACUGAGAUAUGACUGGGGCUGUUCAUCAGACAGACUGUUGUGAAUAUCAUAACCAACGAGUAUUGUUUGGCGUUUUGAAUAAAGAGGCUGGAGGUUCCCGAGGUGGGUAGUUAAUUGGCGGAUGGGAGGGAACGAAUUAAGUAGGUAACGCGCUACAAAGCAAGAACGCGUUCUCUGCCAGUGUCUGACAGGACGGUCGACCUACUUCACUUCCCUAUUUGGAGCCCGUACUCGGGAGUUCGUUGAAGAUUUGUGGUACUCAGGACCAGCUUUCUGAUGCGUAUAUAUUUUAUUUGACAAAAUCAGCCCAACAACCGAUUCUGAUUGAAGUGCAUUAUCCACGUCAAAGACACAUCUAGCUCGUGGUGACUCUUCUUGGCUGCUGUCAAAGAGGGGAGUGCUUUCAUUGCUGAGUAAUGAACAGUGAGACUUGUUCACACCAGAAAUACUGACACAUGGACAGCCAAUGUGGGACUGGUGAGAAGUGAGACUUGUCCACCCCAGAAAGACAGACGGAUAGAGUGCCACUGCCCAGGGCACCUCCUUUCCUUUUCAUGGAUGUCAGGCUGGUCCUGGUGCAGCUUGGGACUCUUGUUGUCCACCUGUCCACAGCCCUGAAAUCGUCUUCUGGGCUUACCACUGGAGGUGAGGUCUUCACUAACACCUGGGCGGUCCACAUUGAGGGCGGACCUCAAGAGGCCGACCGCGUCGCCAGGAAACACGGCUUUAUCAACCACGGCAAUGUGUUCAGGGAUUAUUAUCACUUCUGGCAUCGUACCGUGGUGAAGCGAUCCCUAUCAGGCCACAGGGGAAUACACAUCCGACUGCAGAAGGAACCACGGGUGCUUUGGACAGAGCAGCAGGUGUCAAGACGGAGGAAAAAAAGGGAUGUCUACACUGAACCAUCUGACCCCAAAUUCACCCAGCAGUGGUACCUGUCUAACCCUAGCCAAGCAGACCUUAAUGCUAGGGGAGCAUGGUCAGAGGGCUACACUGGGAGAGGAGUGGUUGUCACCAUUCUGGAUGAUGGCAUCGAGAAAGACCACCCGGACCUUGCCACCAACUAUGACCCUGAUGCCAGCUAUGACGUAAACGAUGGAGACCCAGACCCCCAGCCACGGUACACACAGCGCAACGAGAACAGGCAUGGAACACGGUGUGCCGGGGAGGUUGCUGCUGCUGCCAACAAUGAUGUCUGUGGGGUGGGUGUGGCCUACAAUGCCAGAAUUGGAGGUGUCCGUAUGCUGGACGGGGAGGUGACAGACAUAGUGGAAGCCCACUCCCUUAGCUUCAACUCACAGCACAUAGACAUCUACAGCGCCAGCUGGGGCCCAGAGGAUGAUGGAAAAACAGUGGACGGGCCUGCUAAGCUGGCCAAAGAGGCCUUCCUUCGAGGAGUUACUGAGGGUCGCGGUGGGCUGGGCUCCAUCUUUGUGUGGGCAUCGGGGAAUGGGGGUCGUGAGAAGGACAGCUGUAACUGUGACGGUUACACCAACAGCAUCUAUACCCUGUCCAUCAGCAGCACCACCCAGUAUGGCAUGGUGCCUUGGUACAGUGAGGCCUGCUCCUCCACCCUCGCCACCACCUUCAGUUCUGGAAACCCCAACGAGAAGCAGAUUGUCACUACAGACCUGAGACAGAAGUGUACAGACUCUCACACAGGGACUUCAGCCUCCGCCCCUCUGGCUGCAGGGAUCAUCGCCCUGGCUCUGGAGGCCAAUAUGAACCUGACAUGGAGGGACAUGCAGCACCUUGUGGUGAGAACGUCUCAACCUGUCCAUCUCAGCACUGAUGACUGGAGGACCAAUGGGGUGGGCCGGCGAGUGAGUCAUUCAUAUGGGUAUGGUCUGCUGGAUGCCGGGGCCAUGGUGGCCUUGGCUAAGAACUGGACCAAUGUGGGCCCCCAGCACCAGUGUGUCCUUACCAUGCUCUCAGAGCCCAUGGAAAUAGGCAGCCGGUUGCUGUUCACUAAGACAUUGGACGCCUGCUGGGGCAGACCAGAGUAUGUCAGCUCUUUGGAGCAUGUCCAAGCCCGCCUCACCCUGUCCUACAACCACAGAGGAAACCUGGCUAUACACCUUAUCAGCCCCUUAGGGACACGCUCAACCCUGCUUGCACCCAGACCAAAAGACUACUCAUCAGAGGGAUUUAGUGACUGGGCCUUCAUGACCACCCACUCGUGGGAUGAGGAUCCUCGGGGGGAGUGGACCCUAGAAAUUGAGAAUGUCUCUGAACAAGGACACGACUAUGGUGUGUUAAGUCAGUUCACUCUGAUCCUGUACGGUACAGGCUCCAGCUCCAUUAACCCCUCCUCUCCUGACUUCCCGCGACCGUCUAACAAUAGCUGCAAGACCUUUGACGCCCAGCAGAUCUGCAUCGAAUGCAGCCCAGGAUUCUCACUGUUCCUGCAAGGUUGUGUAAAGCUUUGCCCCCCGGGAUUCACCUCAGGCCAACAACUCCUCAACCUUUCCCUGGAAAACUGGGUGGACUUGUCGUCCGUCCAAGCCUGCCUGCCCUGCCACCGUGCCUGCCUCACCUGCUCCGGUCCCGGGAAUAACAACUGCCUCUCCUGCCCCCCUCACAGCCACCUGGUUCUCACUGCCUGCCUGCACCAGAACCAGGUCCAGCGCAAGUCCCCUUCCGGACCCAUCGUGCAGCAAGAGGGGGGUACAUCAGGGGUGAAUCCAUUGGGGUCAGAGCAGGGUCGUGGUGGGGUAGGGGGUGAGCCUCCGGGGCCUAGCCUGUCUCUGUCCUCUCCUCUGGCCACCCUGUUGGCGGUGCUCAGUUGUGCCUUCAUCCUGGCAGCAUUUGCCGGGGUCUUCCUCAUGCUGCAGCUGCGCUCUCGUGGAGCCCCCUGGGAUCGGAGGACCAAACUGCACUCUGUGGAUACAGGAGGAGGGGACUCUGCAGGAAUUCGGGUGGGCUUUGGCUUUGGCCUGGGCUGGGAGAGGCAGGGCAGAGUGUCCUAUAAGGGGAUCCCCACAGUGUGGGGGGACGAGGACCAGGUAACAUUUGGGGGCUCUGAGUCCGACAGCGAGGAGCUAGACUGCCACAGUGAGAGGACAGCCUUUAUCAGGACACAGAGCUCCCUCUAGUUGCCUCUGUGACCUCUGUGUCCCGGGGGAAACUCUCUUCAGAGGGGUUGGUUUCUCCAGCCCCUCCCUCUGUUGGAUCUGAUGGGUCUGUAGUUGGGGUCUGGCUCAGGCCUGGUCUCUGGCUAUAGCUGAUACACAGAGAUGCUUAUCCAGGGAUGUGAUGGCACAGCCCAGCAAGCACCUUCAGGACCACUCAUUCAGAAAAUGUGUUUAUUUUAUGAAACCAUAUUUUUGUUUUAUAUCUUUUUCAUUAGCUUUUUAAACACUUGAAUAUGACCAUUUUCCCUGGCCCAAGGGUCAAGGUAAAGGUAAACUACAACUUCUGAAUUGAGUUGAGAAUCCAUUGUUUUUGCUAAUGUUUGACCUCAUUGCUAUUUCAGUAAAUACAAGGCCCUGAGUUAUUCUCCUAGCAUGAGUUUUAAGCAGACAUGGCAAGAGAUGUCAGUAUGUAUUCAUUCAUAUACGUAACAGUGACUUUGCAGAUAAGACCUGAACUAAGUGGAUGAAGACCAUUAUUGUUUUUUAUUAAAUGUACAACAGAUAGGUUAUGGGUAUAGAGAAAGUGUGGAUUUGUAGAUGAGAGUCUCUGUGUUCAACACAUUUUGAUGACUUAUUCUUUGGAAGCUUUCUAUUUUGCUCCAUAAUCGGUGGUCAUAAUCAGCAGUUUCUAGCUUUUCAGCAGCUAAUAAAGGUUGCAUUGUCUUGCUCAGACCUUGCUAAAGCCAGUGGUUGACAGAUUGCUCAACAUACGAGGAGGUUAACUUAUAAAAUGCCCAUCCAGCGACAUCUGAGCAGAGGAAUUUGCCUACAUUUCUAUAUUAAUCCAUCAACAAUUCAGCAGAUUCUUUUGGGGCAUGCUUCAAGGUUUGCUCAACUAUUGAGCUUUAACUUUGCAAUAUUAUCCCCAGCAUAAAACAAAUGUACAGUAGGCAGUUGUUGAAAGGCCGAACUCCUGGUAGUGUGUUUGUUUGGAUGUGAGCAGAAAGUGUGUACAUCAAUCAGAAAUCAAUCAGCAAACACACUAUGAAAGUUGUGUGGGAGGUGGGAUAGCAGGCUAUAUUAGCUAGUUUAUUCUGUUUGCACAGUGAGCUACAUACAGAGUUUUGCCUGACUGCUGUGAAAGCAGGCCAACAUGGAGCUUCCUAAGUACUAUGUUCCUGUCUUUUUGAAGAAGUUGAAGAAACAAAACACACUUAACCCAAAGCUGUUUGACCUUAUCCACAUUUCUCUAUUCUCUUAGUAUUGGCAAAAAGUAUCAUUUUAUCUUCCUUUUCCCAGUGGAGAUUAUAGAUUUUUACCUUUUGUUUCACCACCACAUUUUUAUCAUAAAAAAGGAAGAGAAUCACUCUUGGUUGUUAUUAAACAUUUCACACAUUUUGGCAAGCAAAUGUGAGUAUUUCUACAUCUGUAAAGGUCCAGUACAUUCAAAAACAUGAUUUUCCAUUUUCCACACUUAAAGGUUGAAAUAUGUAACAGAAAAAAUGUGAACGUGAUCAUAAUGCCAUUUUUGUGUACAUCGGUUUUUAAAAUAACACCUGUAAUUUCAUUCUAGGUGGGUUGGGUUUGUUUUGACUUACUAUGUAAUGCUAUUAAUGUGAUCUGAUAAGUGUAAGGGAUUUGCUCUAGAUCUGCCAGGUCUUAGAUAAGUGUUUUCCCCACAUGAUCAGCCUGGGCAUUUAAUGGAGGCUCAAAGGAGGCUCAGGGUAAAUGGUCAAAUAAAUUUUUUUUUCCAUUAUCUAAACACUUUUUUAUGGGUAUUUAUUUUAUUCAUCAUUAUCUCUUUUUAUUUAGGAAUUAAAAAGUCUGCGCCGAGCCAUUAACAACAUGUAUGGACUGGUUGAUACAAAGUCUCUCAUUCUUUUAUGUGAUAAUUGCUAUGCUAAAAUGUUUACAGCAUAUUUUUUACUGAUUUUAUUAUGCUACAUUUUUAUUUAACUGGUGUCAGUAUUGUGGGGAUAUAUUUCAUGCACAAAUAAAAUGACUUUGGUGGUCAUGAGUUGGGGUGAGUUAUCAACCAUGGGUUUUCUGCGUAGGCCUGUUUCACAAGAGUCAGCCAAAGCUUACAGAAAUCCACAACACAGAGCUAAUGUGUGGUCAGUAGUUCACAGCGAUACACUAGCAGAUCUUUAGGGCUUGUUUGGAUUAUGUGCUGCCAAGGAAACUCUCAACUGUUUUCUCUCUUUCACUCCUCAACUACAUAGAGAACCCGUCUGAGAUUCAAUAAAAAUGUCCUCUUCCUUUAUAAAUGGCUUAAAUACCAACCCUUUUAUAUAGUUAACCUAGUAUAAUAAGAAUAGGGAAUGUUUUGUGUGCGUUUGAUUUUUGUAACUGCUAAGCCUGCAACGCUCCAUGUAACAAUUCUGCUUAAAAUGUCCACAUCUUUUGUUAGUUGAGAGCCUACUGAGAACUCCCAACCCCACUUUAGUAAACUGGUAGUGGACAGUUGUACAUUUAGAUUUAUUUCUAAUAUAUACAUUAUUUCUUAUACAUUUUAUUGGGGCAAUGAAAGGGAAAGAGUGCCAGAAACAGUCCUGCUAAAGAAAAUUUAACAUAUUUGGUUAGUACAGAACUACUGAGUCUUUUCAACUCCGCCUAAGCUGAGACAGGGAGUCCAAUAGGUGUUACAUACAAAUUAAAUUGUAUUUAUAGCUAUAGCAUGUGGAAUAAAAUCUAGAAACCCUCCCUAUAUUCAAACUUUAUAGAACUCAUUUGUAUUCUACAGACAACUUUGAAUGGACUGGACCCUGGUUUUAUGGAGAAAACAUCAAUACUUUUUCCUGUACAGUGCAGUUUGAUUGUUCAGUAUACAGUAAGACAUUCAUUAAUAUUACAAAGUUGCAUUGUUGAACAAUAGCACCAGUAAAUAAAAUAUAUAAA
This is a messenger RNA of Esox lucius (northern pike), 6431 nucleotides long. RefSeq names its product furin (paired basic amino acid cleaving enzyme) b (gene furinb). NCBI's taxonomy places the organism in Eukaryota, Metazoa, Chordata, Actinopteri, Esociformes, Esocidae. Gene Ontology annotation, biological process: peptide hormone processing. Bases 1014 to 3554 code for a protein of 846 amino acids. The transcript is spliced from 15 exons. Gene Ontology annotation, molecular function: serine-type endopeptidase activity. The record is from RefSeq and is a predicted model, not a curated record. Gene Ontology annotation, cellular component: Golgi membrane; trans-Golgi network.